GUAAACAAUGACAUUCCAUGUUGUCAAUCUCAUCGCUGCGUACUCAGAAUUCCGAAAAAAAUGAAGAGUUUUCUUGCAGUCUCUCGCAUUUUGGCAACACAUGUGUUGUUGUAUGCUGCAGAGGUACUCUCGAAUCCGCCUCCGCCGACCGGGAGUGACUUCGUUUACAAUGAGUUUCUACGGGUAACGCAUCUACCAUGUUGGACGGAGGGCUUCACUCACGAAAUGUGCUGCAGUGGGCGGAUGGACCCGCGACUAUGCGGACUUCAAUCCUACAAGGACAUGAGCGAGACAGCGAUGGAAACCUUUUCCAAGUACGUUUUGACAGAGGCUGAAUGUUGCGGCACGGGCUUCGCAAUGCGCGCCCCUUACGAUCUGACACCGCCUGAAAACACCAAAUGGACAUCAACUAACAACGAGAAGACAGGAGGUGUCUAUCUACCACAGAUGCAUGCAGCAACUCCACAAGGAAACCAAGAGCAGAUGAGUGGCGCUGAGCAGGCUGAAGAUACUGAGUCUGAGGUCUCUGCAGAACAAGUAGACGAAACUUCUUCUUGUCCAGCCUGGCACUCCUGGGAUGUCAGUCGACAUCCUGCGCUCCAGCCUGCGCAAAUCAACUGGGAGAAGGGUUUCGAGUAUGCUAGUCCCUAUUGGGGUUGGGACGGGCGGAAUAACUCACGAAUCCUGAUGGACGAUGCAGCCAAAGGGGAAUUAGAACCGGGAAGCACGUCCUCUUCGGUAAGUAACGAGGAAGAUUCAGCACACCUGCAUUUUCGCAUGUACAAGGCACAGGGUGUUGCCUUUUUGCCGGGCCUGUACUCCGCAAGGUACAUGGAUCUCUGGGAUGCCGAGCAGACAACUGUGAAGGAGAUAAUGUCGAAAGUAGCAGAUCUGAGAAAGGGAGAAAAAAGCAGAAGUGCCGUCGCAGAAACAGCAUCACGGCCAUAUCCGAACUUAUGCACUUUCCUCGAUCUAGGCGGCAAUCUUGGCGGUGCUGCGAUCACGCUGGCAAAACGGUUCCCGGAGUUGAGGGUGAUAUCUCUCGAGCCCAAUCCUUUGUUUUGCAGGUUUUUGAUGUGGAAUAUCAAAAGAAACAACCUCCUAGACCGUGUGUGGCCGCUGUGUGUUGGUUUAGCCGUAGAGAAAGACGUGCUACGUGCAGGAGCUUCAACACAAGAGGAAAAUACUCCUGGUGCAGAAGCUGAAGUAGGAAUUAAGGCAGAGGAGCAGAAAACUUUGGCGGACACAACGACACCUGUCCGUCGCCGCUUUACUCCGAAAUGUAUGGACAAUUUGCAUGCGCAUGCCUGCAGCAAGCAGACUCACCGCACAUUCUCCGAGGAAACGCGCAACGAGAUAGGGAAGCCACAGGACAGUGUACCUAUAGUAGAGUGGACUGGCGAAAUGCUGUUUAGGGCGUUAGGGAUGUUAACCACGACCACGACCACAACAGAACCGGAUAUUUCUAGAAUGUCGCACAUCACCAGCGAGAGCGAAGCAAAAGCCUUUUCCGCCUUUGACCUUGUGAAGAUAGACUGCGAGGGCUGCGAAUGGGAAACUCUGGUUGCUGCAGCGGUUCACAACUGGAGCAUGCUGAAAGAGGAACAGGACUACGAUACACCAUCACCAGAGCUCCUUGGUAGCGUAAAAUCUAGAAGUGGAACUACGACAAGUAGUGGAGCCAUUGCUUCAACGACAAGGACAGGUCGCGGUAACAGUUUUUUUGCGGAAAAUAUCCUUGGGAGGAGCGUGAUCAUGGGUGAGCUCCAUUUUCACUUCGCGCCACAGAAUUCAGACCUCUUGGACGUCACGAGCUUUCGUCGGGACACCUGCCGAGCACCGAGGCUCUCGAGUCUGGAGUUCAUAGGUUUGAAUGAAAUGCGCAGCCUCCUUUUGAAGUGUGGCUUCUAGUACGUAGUAGAACUUCCCCAAUAUGUAUGGGACCGCUAAAGAUAUUCUUGCUCACUCUUUGUUCUUCUCAUACUCCUUCUUCUACUUCUCUGUUGAUCAUGAAUCUUCUUCUUGUUACGCAGCUCCUAUUUGUGGUUAUUCGCAUUCUUCUCAACGUACCGCAUUCUAGCGAGAUCAAGUCGAAGAACACAGGUAUGGAUUUCUUCAAAUUGUUCGCCCCUGGGUACUUCUACUUCCCAGAGUCAGUAACUGAGAAGCGAGAGAUGCUGUAU
Messenger RNA from Amoebophrya sp. A25, 2183 nucleotides. Lineage: Eukaryota; Dinophyceae; Syndiniales; Amoebophryaceae. The record is from the annotation of a GenBank genome assembly.